Mya arenaria is the source of this 5326-nucleotide messenger RNA. Its product is annotated as apoptosis-stimulating of p53 protein 2-like. Bases 354 to 3791 code for a protein of 1145 amino acids. Gene Ontology annotation, biological process: regulation of apoptotic process. Gene Ontology annotation, cellular component: nucleus. The transcript is spliced from 14 exons. The record is from RefSeq and is a predicted model, not a curated record. Gene Ontology annotation, molecular function: p53 binding. NCBI's taxonomy places the organism in Eukaryota, Metazoa, Mollusca, Bivalvia, Myida, Myidae.
UCAUUUUCAUUCAACCACGAUAAAAUCGUUAUAAUCUGGUUAAGAAACGCGGAUUUGGUAACGAGUUCACUACUAUUAAACCGAGACAUUGGAAUGUCGUUUACUAUUAUGGAGGAACUAAUUAAUUUUAGAAUAUAAAUAAAAACCUGAUGUGGCAUAUCUUUCCGUGCAUGGAUCCUAAUGUUUCAUUAAUGCGAAAAUUCAACUCGACAGAGAAAUUUAGAUUGAAUGAAAGUAGUGUAAAUAUUUCAAUAGUUAACUGUCAUCUAAGGUAUGAACUGAAUCGUACAGAAUGGAGAAAUUGCAAGCAGUUCGUUUUAGUUACGUUUAGGAAGAGUUAAGACGGCUGGAGGAUGUACUUCGCCCUCGUGUCUUCCGGCUCGGCGGAGGGCGGUGAGGACCCCGCAAGCCCGAAGUUCUCAGCCGUGCAGGGCGUCCGCCAGUUGGCACAUGAGGCAGCGGUUGGCUCCGUGGAGCGGCGGGCCGAAGAUGUGGAAAUGGCUAUCAACCUGUUGGCAACCCCGAGCAUUGACGAUGCCGUCAUUGUGGCCAAUGGAGACUGUGACAUUGAAGGUAUAGAUGCGUCAAUGGAAGAAAGAAAAUAUGAAAACCCAACAAACGAUAGUGUCAAUUCCGAAGAAGGUAGGAAGCAUGCAGAGGCAGGGGGACAUCGGAGCAAGGAGAAAGCUUCAGCAGAAAAACCAUCAUCAGGGAAGUUGCCAGGAGGCGGAGUUGACAUGACACUGAGCGAGCUGCAGGAGAUGGCUGCUCGACAACAGCAGCAGAUAGAGUCACAACAGCAGAUCCUCGUUGCCAAGGAACAGAGACUGAAGUACCUCAAACAACAGGAGCAGAAGCAGCAGCAGUUGGCGAGUGAGAAUGACCGUCUCCGUCGGUUACGGGACAAAGUGGAGGCUCAGGAGUCAAAGCUGCGGAAACUACGAGCUCUCCGUGGCCAGGUGGAGCAGCAUAAGGCCAGCAACGGGAACCUCAACUAUGAGCUCGAGUCAAUCAAGGCGCUGUUCAAUGAGAAGGAGAAGGAGCUCACAGUUGCCGUGGCAAAGGUGGAAGAGAUGACGCGGCAACUGGAGGAGAUACGGAGUGGGCGCGUUAAGUCAGCCACCAACACGCAAAGUCCCGCAGCUCUUGCUGAGCUGGAGAAACUGAAAAAGGAACUUGUGUUCAAGAACAAGCAAAAUGAGCAGCAGAACACGAAGCUGUCGGGCAACCGGGAGUUGUUGGCCAAACGUAAGGAUGAGCUCGCCCGCAUGGACAACCGCAUACACGAGCUGCAAACCAGGCUGAAGAAAAAGCGAGCAUUGAACACAGACAUGGAGAAGAACCGUAACCAGGCGAAUGCUAAACCAGUUCAGCAGGGCCUUAACAACCAGCUGUUGAACAAUCAGCGAUCAAACGUGGCCGCGGUCGAACCGUAUGUUCAGGAACCACAGGUGAUAAACAACAAUGCCGGAUUCGCUAAACAUGACCCAAAAUACCAGUCACUUCCCCCAAGCUCCAAGUAUAUGUAUCCUGACAAAGGCCUCAAGGUCAAGGAAACAAAUAAUAACAAUACUGCAAACUGUACUGCAAAGUCAGAUUUGGACAAGUCUGAUGAGUAUUCAAUACCUCUGGUCGUGUCAGUUGACAACUCGAACAAACCCAUACUUAAUGGCCAGCCAUCACCAAAGCAGAGCCCAGUGAAUGCUCCCUCAACUGGACCAAACCUGCCUGCCUAUCCCGGACCACCCUCGGGCCAUAUGGCACCCUCAAGCAGUAGCUCAGGGGCUCCCAAUCGCCUAGCUCCAGGAAUGCCAACCAGAUCAGGGAUGUCACAUUUUGCUCCUAAACCAUAUGGUAGCACUUAUAGCUCCUCUGUCAUGCCCAACAGAACCAUGGGAGGGGUAAACAAUGAUCACCCACCAUUUGAUGUCACAGAAGAAAUUCGACAGUCUGGAAGUGGGCAGAGUUCACCAGGCUCAGUAGAGAGUUUAAGCAGUGGAUCUGCACCCCAUACAGCAAAAUCCCUUCCACCAUACCCGCAAAGGGAUACUUCAAGUAUCAGCAAGCCUCAGCUAAAAGAUAAGAGUAAACCUUCAUCUGAAGUAAGCCAAAACGCAAGGCCACCCUCAAAAGAUAAUAAGAUUAAUAGGGCUGCCCCACCACCAGUACCCAACAGGCCUCCAAAUGCUCCAACCUCUGGAGUAAGCCAGCAAGGGAAUAACACUAGACUCCCUCAGAAUCAGAACAACAGUGCUAAUAAUUCAUCUGAAAGUAGUGACAGUGAACAAACCACUAUGUCAGUAUCAAAAGGCAUUGAAAAAUUCACUGGACUUAUAGCAAAGAAUCACAAUGAUGGUUCUACACCACAUGUAGGAUUUUCAAACCUCAACCAUGCGUCAGCAUUAGGAGCAGUGCGAUCAGCUCCUACAUACAGAUAUGCUUCAAAAAGAGAUAUAGCCAGUACUUAUUUAGGAACAUUUGAUAAUGCAGCAUUAGAAAAAUACCAAAAGAAAGUUCAAAAUCUCCACAGGGAUCUGAGUGCAACAUAUGCCAACAGUAAAUCUGAGGCCAGUCAAGAAAUUCAGGGAUUUAGUCAAACAGAUAAGUUGAAAGAAGAGGAGAAAGAUUCACUCUCCCCACUCUCCAACCACACUUCUCCGCUUUCCUCUGCAUCCACCCCAUCCCCCGCCACUCCACCCAGCUACCCCUUCGAUUUCCCCACCUCUCCCCCACAUGCUGAUAUUGCAUCAGACAAGGUUAGCUUUAAGCCGCACACUCCCAAGAAUGUUCGCCGCAGACACUCUGACAGUGACAACGAAGAAAUUGGCAAAGCAUUGCACAAGUACGGUAUUAACACUAAUGCAAGCAAACAGUUACCUGUGCAAGAAAACCAGCUAAGAGAGUUGGAUAAUAAAAAAGGUGUUGUAGAAAUUCAAGCAACAACCUUUAGUGACAAUAUUCCAGAGACUGUGUUACUGGAUAACAAAGGGAACAUUGUAGAAGUUGUGGAUACAAACAAGGAGAGUGUGCAAGCACCAAGAGAGGAUGCGGCAGACAAGGUCGAGAAUGUGAAGAUUGAGGUGAAGUCAAACGAGCCGAAGUUGAAGAAGAAGUCAAAUCUGAAGCCGAGUGGGUCAAAGAAGCACAAGAACCGUGUGAGUUUUGACCCGCUGGCUUUGCUGCUGGAUGCCUCAUUGGAGGGAGAGCUGGACCUUGUGCGCAGGUGUGCCCACCAGGUGGAUAAUGUGAGUGCAUCAAAUGACGAGGGCAUCACAGCACUACACAACGCGAUCUGUGCCGGCCAUUACGAGAUUGUCACGUUCCUCGUUGAGUUUGGGUGUGACGUCAACUCUCCUGACAGCGAUGGAUGGACGCCCCUGCACUGUGCUGCCUCGUGUAACAACCUGCCAAUGGUGAAAUUCCUAGUGGAACAUGGUGCAUGUAUCUUCGCUACAACGAUCAGCGAUCGGGAGACAGCCGCAGAGAAAUGUGAAGAGGAUGAAGAAGGAUUCAGUGACUGCUCCGAGUAUCUUUAUAGUACUCAAGAGAAGCUGGGCAUUAUCAACAAUGGUGCUGUGUACGCGGUGUUUGACUAUGUGAAGGAGAAUGCGGACGAGAUAACCAUGGAGAUUGGAGACAAACUCACAGUGCUGAAGAAGGGGGAUGAGCAUGAGAAGGACUGGUGGUGGACGCGCAAAAACUCCACUGAGGAGUAUGGCUACAUACCUAAAAACCUACUUGGGAUGACUCCACGGGUAAUACCUUUGGAGCAGCCAGAAGGCCAGGUCUGAGCAAUCAUCACUCCAUCAACACCAUGGUUGACACUGGAGCAGCCAGAAGGCCAGGUCUGAGCAAUCAUCACUCCAUCAACACCAUGGUUGACACUGGAGCAGCCAGAAGGCCAGGUCUGAGCAAUCAUCACUCCAUCAACACCAUGGUUGACACUGGAGCAGCCAGAAGGCCAGGUCUGAGCAAUCAUCACUCCAUCAACACCAUGGUUGACACUGGAGCAGCCAGAAGGCCAGAUCUGAGCAAUCAUCACUCCAUCAACACCAUGGUUGACACUGGAGCAGCCAGAAGGCCAGGUCUGAGCAAUCAUCACUCCAUCAGCACCAUGGUUGACACUGGAGCAGCCAGAAGGCCAGGUCUAAGCAAUUAUCACGUCAUCAUCAUCACUUCUGCAGUCUUUUCAAGGACAUCAUGCAUACUAUUGGCAUAAUUGAACCUCUGGUAUACGUGCUUUUAGCGGCAACCACCACACCAUUGUACAUCAAGAUUCAUACAAGAACAUUAAGCGAGCCUUAUUGGACACCUUAAAUCGAAGCUAAGGUCAACAAUCAUCCCACCAUAUGACUUCCUGAUCCAUACAAGUUUAGACUAGUCCAUUUCACAGCCACACUAGCUUACCUUCAGCAUGCAAGCCUAGGGGAAGCCAUGUGUAGGCCAGGAUGGAGUUGUGAAAUUUUAUUUGAGCCCAAGAUUUAGAAUCAUAGAGACUUGCAGGAUAUCACUCUUAUGAUUUUUAAAGUGUGCAUGAAUAUUGCUUUUCUGAACUUUAUUUCAUUUUCCUCGUCCAGUUGUUUCCUUUUCAUAUUCAGUUUUUUGUUCUUUUCAUGUUUCGCUUUAUUGUGGAAAGACAGAUAAACUGCAAAAGCAUGCUUUAUCUCCCACAUCAGAUAUUUAUGUAAAAAAUAAUUGGAAAUGUUAAAGUUUGUGGCGUGUAAGGUAUUUGUGACAUCUGUAAUCUGUUGUUAACAGUAUUAUGUGCUACUAGGUUGCAUGCUAGAUGAAAUUUGUUAAUACUAAAUAACAAUGCAUUCAUUGUGCAAUGAAAUGAAAUGCCAUUCUACAUUGCAUUUACACUUUGUAUUGUAUCGUUUGUCCUUGUCAAGUUAUUUAUAGAACUGUAUGUGAACGUGUUUUAUUGUUCUUUGUUUUAAGCCUUUCUCCACAAUUAAUGACAUAAUAAAGUCGUUUUAUUUAUUGCAAAGAAGUGUGUAUUUUUAACAAUACGAUAAACAAUGUCAUGCAAAUGUCACUUGUUUAAUAUCAUUUCUUAAUUUUAAUGUAAAAGGCAGGUGUAUUAUCAAUGAAUUUAUCAAGUCAGGAGACAUAAUUAUAAACUAGCUGUGUUACAUUUAUGUACUAUGUGUCAUUUUAUCACCAUUAUUUUAGUUCCAUGGUGAUCUGACUCUUGUGAGAACCACAAAUCAUCCAGAUAAAUUGUGCUAUGUACAUUUGUAGAUGUGCAAUACUGUACUAUAUUGUAAAUAACGUCUUUAUACGUACAAGAACAAAUAAAAUAUUAAAAUGUUAAACUAUUUCA